This is a messenger RNA of Lepus europaeus (European hare), 704 nucleotides long. RefSeq names its product mitochondrial ribosomal protein S17 (gene MRPS17). Gene Ontology annotation, cellular component: ribosome; mitochondrial small ribosomal subunit. Gene Ontology annotation, molecular function: structural constituent of ribosome. Gene Ontology annotation, biological process: mitochondrial translation. The record is from RefSeq and is a predicted model, not a curated record. Lineage: Eukaryota; Metazoa; Chordata; Mammalia; Lagomorpha; Leporidae. The transcript is spliced from 3 exons. Bases 104 to 496 code for a protein of 130 amino acids.
AGGACUGAGAGGUGAGCGCGGGCCGUGGGUGGCUGCCGCGGAGUGAGAUCCCGGGUCAGGGACGCUGCUGCGGGAGCGCGGUGCGGGUGACCAAAGCCACGUAAUGUCAGUAACUCGUUCAUCCGUCCAUGCCAAAUGGAUUGUGGGGAAAGUGAUUGGGACAGCAAUGCAAAAAACCGCCAAAGUGAGGGUGACCAGGCUUGUGCUGGAUCCCUACUUACUAAAGUACUUUAAUAAGAGAAAAACCUACUUUGCUCACGAUGCCCUUCAGCAGUGCACUGUUGGGGAUAUUGUGCUUCUCAAAGCUUUACCUGUCCCACGGACAAAGCACGUGAAACAUGAACUGGCUGAGAUUGUUUUCAAAGUUGGAAGAGUGAUAGAUCCAGUGACAGGAAAACCCUGUGCAGGCACCACCUACCUGGAGAGUCCAAUCAGUGUGGAAACCACCCACCUAACCAAAAACCUGGAAGAACUCAAUCUCUCCUCAACACAGUGAAGGAGGGUUGGAAGGAGGAGCCAAAGGGAAAGACUGACACAUUUGCUUUGUGGAAAACGAAAUUUGCCUACCUUUCAUAAAACCGUCCAGUGUCUGCUGUAGUAUUUAUGAAAUAGCUAAAAGUAAAUGAGGUAAAGGGCUUGUUACAACUUUUCGUAAAAGCUUAUGAUCAGGUUUAAGAUUUUAAGUAAAGAUACUUUUAUGCUAA